Teleopsis dalmanni is the source of this 1007-nucleotide messenger RNA. RefSeq lists its product as uncharacterized. NCBI's taxonomy places the organism in Eukaryota, Metazoa, Arthropoda, Insecta, Diptera, Diopsidae. The record is from RefSeq and is a predicted model, not a curated record. Bases 116 to 877 code for a protein of 253 amino acids. The transcript is spliced from 2 exons.
UUAAAAUACUUAGUUACGUUUAAGUAAUCAAACUGAAUGCAAAACCCAGAUCUUUGAUUUGGUCCGAAUUGAAUAACUUAAUACUAUAUUCAUUGAAGCAAUAACACCUUUAAAUAUGAAUACGAAACUUAUCAUUUUGUUACUUGGAACAGUUGCAUUUGCUCAUAUAUGUGCUGCACGACCGGAGGCAAAGUCAUCAGAGGAAAUUAAUGAAAUAAAGAAAGAUAACGAGUUACAGGAUAAAGUUGCUAAGUUUAUGGAAAAGAUUCUAAAAGAAAAGGAUUUAUUCAACGAUCAUUUUAAAGUAUUUAUAGCAGUUACAUCUGAGUACGCUGUGCACGCUCGUGAAUCCGUACAGCAAGGACUUAAGGUCUGCAGACUUAUGAUGAAUGAACCUUUUAUAGAGAAGUUGGAUACUGAAGAUAUACAUGCAAGAGCUGAGGACUUUGCUUUUUAUGUUACAAAGGCUGAGGCAUCUGAAAAAAAUGAAGGAGACGACCCUGCUUCGGAUUUGUUUGAGCUUUCUGAAAGAAUAAGUAGAUUUAUAGACAUCUAUAACAUAACAUUAAUGGAAAAACCAACAAUGGAAGAUGUUCUAUUCGGUUUAGCUUUGGAAAAAAAUGGGAUUGAAGAAGCAAACAAGGAAAUUGAAAAAAGUUUUUCAAAAUUUUUAGUUAAAAUGAUCGAUAUUGUGGAUAAGUACAUCGCUAACUUGUCAGCAGAAAAUAAAGAAGCUGAAACCAAAUUAAUUGAGUUCAUGCCGAAAUACAAAGCUCUUGACAUUAAGGAUCAAAAAAAGAAGAUUAGAGAUUUCUUUACAUUAUUUAAGCUAAAACGUGCACAAGAUGAAGAUGAAGGAAAGAAAACAACAGUUUAAUGUUAAUAUUUUAAUGUUUAAAUUAAAAUAAAUUAAAAAUUAAUUGAAAUUUAAAAUAAUUUAAUUGAAAUUAAAUUCGUUAUGGAAAGUAUUGGAUGUAAAAUAAUGUGUGUGAAUAUAUUUUUUAUUU